This is a messenger RNA of Pocillopora verrucosa, 9190 nucleotides long. RefSeq names its product poly [ADP-ribose] polymerase tankyrase. Gene Ontology annotation, molecular function: protein binding; NAD+ poly-ADP-ribosyltransferase activity. The record is from RefSeq and is a predicted model, not a curated record. Lineage: Eukaryota; Metazoa; Cnidaria; Anthozoa; Scleractinia; Pocilloporidae.
UUACUUAAUCGUGUCGUGACGUGACACUAACCAAAUCAGCGGAAAGUGUCACGGCAACCACAAAGGCCAGAAUCAACGCUUCUAGGCUGUUCUCGUGUUACUGGGCUCUAAAGGAAAGCGGAAAUCGCUCUUUGCAAAUACUGUCUUUAAUUUGGUGGAUCGGGCUUGCCCAGAACUCCAACCCACGCUUUUGUGUUUACUGUCCAAAAACAGCUGACUACAGAUUUUUCCUCGUUCGCUGGAUUUGUUAUAAAAAGAGAACAGUAUUGAACAAGUGAAUCAGUCCCGAAGCUUCACGAUUUGCCCUGGUGUAAAUUGUGUCUUUUGACGGUUAUAGGUAUUUUUUUAUAGAAAAGAGAGAAAGCAGUGUUUAAAAUGUCUCUACGAAAUCGUCUUCUGAAAAGACAAUCUUCUCUAGCCAUCCUGGUUGAGCAAGAAAGGGAAACUUGUGAAUCUACAAGUCGUCCGCCGUCUGAGAUCGAUCAGGGUACUGAAGACCUAGAUGACGCACGUGAGAUCGAAGAAAUUCCUGCACCAGGAGAAUCAAACAUAGAAGACGACGGAAUUUUACCAGAGGAUAAAGGCGACCUAGACGACGAAGGAGGUGAUACAGAUGUUCCAGUUUCCAGUGAGGACGAAAAUGAGCCACUUGCAGUUUCCCUUGCUUCACCUUUGAACAAGAAAACUUUUUCCGUGUAUGUCCGCGAAGGACAAGCACGUGCGGCUGAAGAAGACCCUCCUAUUCGCCUUUCCCGACGGUUAAUGUCAAUAAAGAGAAGAGGGAAAGCUCUGCCGAUGAUUGAUCUUACAGAAGAAUUUGAGUUUAAUGCAGGUGACUUUCUAACCGUUCGAGGCGAGGAUAAUGAUUUCUACGUCUGCCGUGUGCUAGAAGAUGUUCCUGAGAGCGCAUCGAGCUUCAGUGUGGCUUGGUUCAAUAGAGUGGAUGAUAAUGUGUACGAGGUUUCUUUUGAUGAUGUAUGUCACAUGGAUUCAGUUAUCACUCGUGUGGCAAUGUCAGAGUUUGAACCAGAAAGGUUUGCAAUCUCCAGACAGCACAUAAAACAAACCAGGAAACUCUUAAGAGAAGCUCUGGCUGCUGAACAUGGAGAUGAGGACAUACCUGAAGAAGAAUCUGCAAGUGAUGAGGAGGAGGCAGUUGAAGAGGAGGAAGGUGAACCUGAAGAGGAUGAACCUCCUGCAAAAAGAACUCGGCGUGGAUCCAAGGCUGCCUCUACCCCUACCCCUCAGAAGAAAGGGAGGAGAGGACAGAAAAAGACCACACCCACACCCAAAAAGAGUCCAGGUCAGAAAAGGAAAUCAGUUCAGUCUAAACCAAAGAAGGAAAAGAAGAAGAAGGAAGUUGCAGAGAAAAAAGAAAAACCAAGGCGUGCUGGAGUGUUGAUUCCUAAUGAAGAUAUUGAACUGCUUGAGAAAGAUCCCACAUUUGAAACAAGAGAUGAUGUUUCCUUGAUGCCUGUCAAAUGGGCAACAAGAGCGGUCUUGCUUAAUGACAUGAAGAUGUUGAAAGAAGUCAUUGAUGACAGAGAAAAUGUUUAUUCAGUUCAUUGGCCAAGAAGUCCCGAGAUUCAGCUGGGUGCAAUACAUUAUGCACUUCUAAACCAAAACCAUGAGGCAUUGAAACUCUUGCUGACAGAUUUAAAAAGUCUAAGUACAUCAGAGCCAUAUCUACCACGCAAAAACGAACCUACAGUGAGUCUUGAUCGCAUGGAUACAGGAACAUACAACUUUUACACCUUUGGUCAUGUAGUAAGAGAUCUAUAUUCAAGCAGAGGAUCCAGACAAGGCAAUAAUGCUUUUCUUGAAGAUGAGACUAAAUUUGGUGGAAGGGGCCAUGAUCUGUCUGAACUUCUCCACUUCUGCUUCAAAAAGGGAGUUCCUCUGGAGACAGUGAAAGUGCUUAUGAGUGAAGUGUGUGCAUUGGAAAGAUCAACACUUCAUGAGGCAGAACAGGAAGGUAUCAACUGUGUCUGGGUAGCCAUCAGAAGUGGAAACAGAAAAGUGGCUGGCUAUUUUGUUGAUAAGGGUGUGGACAAAUUUGGAUUUGGUUUCAACUUUUUGCACAAGGAGGUUUUGUUGAAUGAUAAUCAGGAGCUUUCCAAGUUUAGAAGCCAGUCUGUCAAGAAAAAGCCCAUGGAAAAUAAAGUUAUCUUGCCAAUCCAUGCUGCCUGCAUUAAUCCAAAUGAAGAUUACCUCAAAGCUUUGUUAAACUCAGUACCAGAGUACAGUAUUCCUGACAAAGAUGGCUUCAAACCAGUGCAUUAUGCUGCAGCAUGUGAAGGUCCAGGCCCCUUGAAGGUGUUACUAGCAAGAGGAGCUGAUCCAAAUGACCCUGGACCUAAAGGUUUGACACCUCUAAUGAUUGCUUGUAAGCAUGGACGAGAAGAGAAUGUGAAAGAGCUGUUAGCAAGUGACAAUCAGGCUGAUGGUGAUGGUGAUGGUGAUGAUGAAGAAGAAUCUGGAGCAGUUGUGGCGCCUAGGGUUGCAAUUGAUAUCAAGAACAAACACUCUGUGGCUGCAAUCCACUAUGCUGCUAAGCAUGGGCACUUGGACAUAGUCAAGUUGGUUGUUACUGCAGGUGGCAAUGUUGACCUUCAGACUGGUGCAGCAAGAGGAAACAUGUCACCACUGAUGCUGGCUGCUGCUAGAGGACAUCUAGAUACUGUAAAAGAACUUGUUAAACUCAAAGCUUCACCUGAUAAAAGAGGAAAGUGGAAGAAGACACCCCUUAUGUAUGCUGUAAAGAAUGGCCACUCCCCAGUUGCAGCAUAUCUCCUGAGGCUUGGUGUUGAUCCAUGUGCUGCAGACACAUCUGGGAAUACUCCAGUGCACUACGCAGCAGCUUAUGGCUGGCUACAUUGCUUAAAGAUGCUGAUACAAGCUGGAGGGGAUCCUAAUGCAGCCAACCAGUGGAAGGUCACUCCUUUGGCUAUAGCACUCAUGAAAGAUCAAAUCCCUUGUGCUGAUUAUCUCCUCAGUUUGGAAAAUGUGGAUGUAAAUUUUCCAGAUGACUGUGGCCGAACAUUACUCUGUCAAAAGCUCAACUGUUCAACCCUCAAUGAGACCUUGUUACAGAUGGUGACAUUUCUUAUUGACAAGAAAGGAGCUGAUAUCAACAAAGCUGAUAUUGAACAAUGCUCACCUCUUCAUUAUUUGGCUGCUAACUCCAUUUUUCAAAGUGGAAAUUGGGAUGGGGACUUGGGAUACACCAAACCACCACUACUGAAGAUGAAUCUUGCUGAUGUUUCAUGCAAGCUUGCUAAGCUCUUUGUGUCAGCUGGAGCAGAUCUGAAUGCUCUCAACAAAGAGGGGCAAACACCACUUAUGGUUGCUGUCUUGCAGAACAAUUUCCCUCUGAUUGAGACAUUGUUAGACUUGGGAGCUGAUGGUUCGGUGGGAAAAACUAACACGAAUGGUUCUCAAGUGCUGCAUUUGCAAGCAGAAAAGGCUGAUGAUAUCGACCUAUCAGAGCUGUACCCAGAUGCCACAGUUACUUUAUCUGGUAACAAAUGGGAGCAGCGGGAACAGCUACAGAAGCAUUGGAAAUCGUUAGUCAUGAGAGCAAGCAAUGAAAUGAUUGAGAAAUUAAUUGCUGGAGGUGCAGAAGUAAAUUGCAUCAGAUCAGAUGGACUCACGCCCCUUAUGGUUGCUCUUUCAGAGUCAUAUAUGGAUCAGUUUUCAAUGCUUCUGGAUCAUGAGGCAGAUCCCAGCAUAGGACUGGAGACGACUGGGAGAAACGUCAUGCAUAUGUUAGCCUCCGAAUGCAGUGAGCAUGACAUGAGGACUUACAUGAAGACAAUCCUGAGGAAGACCCGUCCAGAAAACCUUAAUCAGAUGGCCAAUGCGGUUGAUAACAAUGGCUUCACACCUCUCCUGCAAGCUUGUGAGACAGUAGCUUCAUCUCCACCCAGUAAGGAAAGAAUUGAAUUUGUCAAGGAAUUUCUCAAGACUCUGAUUGACAAGUUUGGCUGUAACGUUAAAGCAAGAGUUGGAAAGAUAAACAAAGCCUCAGAUGCACACUUGAGGGAUCCUGAAACAUUUGGUUUGAAAAAAGACCAAGGUAAACAAGUGGAGUCGGAAAGAAAGCCUAGCUCGUGGAGCGAUGAUGACAGUAACACUGUUAUGGACGAUGACGAUGAUAACAGUGUUGAUUUCAGUGAUGAUAUGGAUGUCGAUGAAAGUGACAUUGAUGGAAAUCAUUUUCCUUCGGAUGGUGAAAAAGACGUCAAUCCUAACGAAAAAGACUCUGCAGAAGAUUAUGGUGUAACAGGACUCUUCUCCUGCCUUCACUUUCUCGUUUAUGAGAGCUGGAAUUUCUAUUCAUUUUUGGAGUUAAUUCUUGGAUAUGUGAAAGGAGACCAGUCGCUUAUCAACUCCUUUGACUGUCAUGGGCGUACGCCUCUUCAUUUAGCAGUGAAGUGGGGAAAUACAGGAGCUGCUAAACUAAUGAUUGAGUAUGGUGCUGAUGUAAACAUAAAGUCGCUGAAUGUAAAAGAAGAUGGACUUUCGACGUCUUUGGUUCUGGCUGCAAGGCCAGCAAACGUAUCUCUCGUCAUCCUUCAAGCCUUGUUAGAUGCUAAAGCAGAUCCUAAUGUUGUUGAUGACACUGGACGUACUGCUUUGUCAUGGGCAGUCACCAACCAACCUGACACCAACUCUACGCCUCUAAAGCUUUGCAAAGCCUUGCUUGAAGCUGACGCUGAAGUGAACACCGCAGACACCAAGAAGCGCUCUCCUCUUCAUUACUCUGUCAACUGCACCACUGGAGGCUUUGAGACACUCACGGAGGUGGAGGACUUGCUGAUCAAGUACGGAGCUAACACGGUGGCGCUAGAUUUACAUGAAAGGAUUCCUCUUCAUUAUGGGUUUGUGAAAAUGGGCAACAGGCACACUGAUUAUAGUAUGUCCGAUCCAAUAUCUAUCGUGAGCCUGCUGUGUGAGGCAAUGGCUGAACAGGGAAAGGAUGUUAAGGCGCAAGUGAAUCAUCGCGAUAAGUUUGGGCAGACUCCGCUACACAGGGCAGCACUCAGAGGUGCAACGAUUUGCGCAUUAAAUCUACUUCAGAAAGGAGCAUCUCUGGAGAUAAAAGACAACGACGGCAACACUGCUUUGUCGCUGGCUCUGCGCGAGAGUCAUGAUGGCUGUGCCAUGAUGUUUAUGCAGAGUAACGCACCAGCAUCCUGUUCUGUUAUAAAGCCUCUUACUCCUCAGGACUGGAUAGACUAUGAAAAAGAGAAGGAAAAGUGUAAGUGGGUAUGGGAAAAUGUUGUUGACUUGAAGGAACCCAAACCUGACAUAAGGACAGCUUUCCGUGUUGUCGUUGACAACAACUGGCAAGGAAUCGCUUACUUGAUGCUUGAAGUAGCUGGUCUGGACUUUGUGGAAGCUAUACAGGCAACGCUGGAAUCCAACAAGCUGGACCUUGCGUGGACACUGCUCAGAAAACAGAGAAAAGAUGCGUCUCUACAGAAACUUGACAAGAAGGACCGCAACCUUCUGCAUUUGUUAGCUAUUCAUUCUGCAAAACUGUGGACACAGGUGGUGGAAGAGAUAGCCAAUUAUCUUGUUCGGAGGGGAGUCCCUGCUGAUGCUGUUGAUUCGCAAGGCGCGACACCUUUGCAUUACGCGGCAUGUAAUCACAACUUAGCCUUCUGCAGGUUUUUGUGGGAACAUUCUCCUUCUUCUGUGGACGUAGCCGACAAUGAUGGUGUGACUCCAUUUGCCGCCGUGUUCUCCAAAACAGACACUGGAAUCAUAACACUUGUUGAGUUCUUUGUGAGCCCAUCAACGUGUAAUGUGAAGAAUUUGGAUGUGUGUUACAAAGUCAGGGAUAACAAUGAAGGAGACAGCGGCGACACCACAACUCCUUUGAUAGAGGCUACAGUGUCACUCAGUGAGAAAGUUGUUGUUGAUCUGCUGAGACAUGGAGCUUCCGUCAAUUUUCCGAAGCACAAUGGUCGCACAGCAGUCAUGGAAGCUGUACGUAACAACACGGUUGACAUGGUGAAAGUACUGAUGUUUGGCACAGAUGACAGGACCAUUUGGGCGACAAAAGAGACAACUGAUGUUGAUCUCGCGUUACAAGAUGAAGACGGGAAGUCUGUUAUACACCAUUGUGUCAACAACAGAAAGUAUGGAUCGGCAGAAAAUGUUGAUUUACUAAGAUUUCUGGCCGGCUUUGACGCACCACUUGCACUUAGAGACUCUGAGGGUCAUACACCUUUGUACUACGCUAAACGACAGGGGUCUGGAGUCAUGAGAAAAGUAUUGGAAGAACUUCUUCGAGAAGAGGAGGCUCGUAAGGACACAGAGGAGCCAAUGGAAGUUGACUUGGGAUUUACUUUUGUCACGUCCAGCGAUGAUUUGUGGGAAGGUCCAACACCGGACCCGAAAGCUGAUGCAGAAAACAUGCUCCAAGAAGCCAAAAGACAAGAAAAGCCUGCUGAUGAUGACGACGACGAUGAAGUUGGUGUAGACCCAGCUUUCAGAAUGGAGGGCGCAGGGAAAGUUUAUGUCGACCCUGAAACAAAUGUCCCUUACAACAUCCUCAUGUCCAAAGUAGAUGUCAAGUAUGGAAUGUUCGGAUUAAAUAACUUCUACAAGAUGCAGAUUAUCUACCACAAAGCUAAGGAGUUGUGGGUGUUAUUUAAUCGCUGGGGGCGUGUUGGAGACAAAGGACAACAUCAGAGAACACCUUAUAAUGAUGCACACAUGGCUACGGCCGAGUUUAAAAAGAUUUUCAAGAGCAAGACUGGAAAUGAGUGGGAAAACAAAGACGAAUUUCAGAAAAAACCUAAGAAGUAUGCCUUGGUGAUGCCAGAAAAGAAUCCUGAGAACAAACGACAGCAAGUGAGCGAGGUUCUAAAACCAUUUGAGCUGACUAAGUGUCCUGCAUCACGCCUGAGUAAAGAGCUACAGUCGUUCAUGAAGAACAUUACCGAUGUUGCGUUGCUUAAGUCCUCAAUGGAUUAUGGUUCGUUUAGACUCGAUCUCGACUACAUGCCAUUUGGAAGACUCUCCAACGAAACUAUUGAGAAGGCUCGUGAAAUACUGAGAGAAAUUAAAGCUAUUGUGGACACCAUCGACCGAUUUAAUCUGGAAGGAACAGAAGAGAAAUUUGAAAAGGUUGCCGAGCUUAGUAACACAUAUUAUAUGUUGAUGCCAAUGGCAAGGUAUACAUAUGAACGGAUAAAACCGCUGAAUGAAGCUUCAGACAUCGAGACUCACCUGACUGCUCUUUACAAUUUGACUGAACUGGCUCUUGCCAGCAAGAUCUUGCUAGGUGCACAAUAUAAGACUAAAGAGAUAAAUCCGUUGGAUUACGUGUACAAAUCCCUUGGAUGUCGCAUAGAAUUGUUGGAUCCAACCUCUGAUGAAUGUCAGCUUAUACUGGAGUACAUACAUAACUCACGUGGUUGCCAAAGCUUUGAAGUUAACGGUAUUUUCAGGGUCUCUCGUUCUGGAGAGGCCGACCGAUUUGAAUCCUGUGGAGUGCCUGGUAACCACCGCCUGCUAUGGCAUGGCACCAAUACAGUCAACAUGAUAGGUAUCCUAAAACAAGGCCUCAGAAUUGCUCCUCCAGAGGCUCCCUGCUCAGGGUGGUCCUUAGGAAAGGGAAUCUACACAUCUGACAGCCUGGACAAGAGUAUGGGUUACGUGAGUCGUAGAAGAGAUGGGGCUGCAUUUGUCUUUCUUUGUGAGGUUGCCCUUGGUAACGUGAAAAGCGUAGACGAUCGUGAUUAUUACGAGACUGCGCCCGAGGGAUUUGACAGCGUGUUAUUGGCCAGCAGAGAGGUCCCGGAUCCAAGCGAAGAUGUCACCACUCCAUACGGUGCUGUAGUCCCUGCAGGAGUGCGUAUCACGCAGAACAAGGAAAUUUAUAAUAACCAUAGCGAGUAUGUUGUGUACAAGGAGUCCCAAGUCUUGAUUCGUUACAUAGUGCAACUGAAGACUACACGACGGACUUAUCAGUCAUACAGAUAUCGAUUUUAAAACCAAGAGUAUCUUUUCUGGGAUAAAACUGCAUCGAGCAACAUGACAUAUAUCUAGCGUAAGAGAAGCAAUGGGGUAACCUUAAAUUACUAAAGGGGGACAACGUUUUUAAGAAACUGUGGUGCUCCCUCGGCAAGGGAUAUUAAAAGGUAAUUAGGCUUUAUCAACUGAAUUGAUACUGUAAAUUGGCUACCGUAAAGAGUUUUUUUUAAAGCUGGCUAAUUUGCUUUCUUCUCUGAAAGUUAUAACUUCAGCCUUUUUGUUCGGUUAAGUGUCAAUUUUAGCUUUUCAUUCUUUGGCGAUAUAUUUACCCCAAUUGUCAAUCGAGUCCGUCAUCUUUCUUCGGUUUUUGAAACCACUGACUAGGCUUGUUCUCUUCCCGAAACAAACUCUAUCUAAAUAUAUUAAUCCUUAAGUUUUAUCAACACAUUAUCCUAAACCAAGUAGUUCUUGUGUCAUUGUGCUGCUUUUUAAAGAACAGUUCAUUGACAAAGGAUUAUUAUACCUUAGAUUUCUCCUCUAAAGUGUCGUAAAUCAGUCAUUCAAAGCAUUCCCUUUUACCUUUCAGUUUCGAAUAUUAGACGUUGAGCCCAUUAAGGAAAGCAGAAUUCAACUCAUAGUUUUUAUGAUUUCACUUUAUGUUUUAAGAUCUUCAGUAAUAACUUUUAGAAUUUAGUUGGUGGUCUUAAAUGAAAAUAGAAUGGUAUAUAAUUUUACAUGAAUCUCAACAAUUGUAGCAAACUUACGAGCUGAGCAAAAUAAGAAUUUAAUCUCCGAGACCCAUAAUGCAGGUGAUCAAAAAUUGAUAUUUAAAAAGAUUUUGAUUGUUCAUCGUGGAAAGCGCAAUAAUUAUUUAGUAUUAUCGAUUGCCUCACGAUGUAGUCACUUUUGGGAUGACACUGUGACACCGUUAGAGAUACAAUCCGACAGUAAGAUUUAUAAUUAGGUACUUAUUUUACCAAGUUAUGUGAGUCAGAAUCUCUUGUUUUUCCUUUUUUGGAUUUAUUAUUAUCAUUAUUUUUUUUUAUAUCUUUAGUGCUCUGUUUUAGCGUAUUUACAAUUGUGUUUCUUAACUUAUUCAUCUGAAGGAAUUGUCUUAAAUCCGGAUACAAAAAUAGCCAUGAAUCGAAAACUUAGGGAAGAUUGACUAAUAAAACGAAAAGAAAGUGAAUUAACCUUG